Planococcus citri (citrus mealybug) is the source of this 1692-nucleotide messenger RNA. Its product is annotated as facilitated trehalose transporter Tret1-like. The record is from RefSeq and is a predicted model, not a curated record. Gene Ontology annotation, cellular component: membrane. Gene Ontology annotation, biological process: transmembrane transport. Bases 148 to 1575 code for a protein of 475 amino acids. The transcript is spliced from 2 exons. Lineage: Eukaryota; Metazoa; Arthropoda; Insecta; Hemiptera; Pseudococcidae. Gene Ontology annotation, molecular function: transmembrane transporter activity.
UCUGAAGCUGAAGCACCGACUUUGGUUCUUUGGAUACAUACUCAACUGUAUUCACAUAAAAUGACGAUCGUAAUUGACUGAAAUUAUUAGUGUGUUGUUGAACAGUCUCAGGUGUACGCGUAUUUUUCAAUUACAGUGAACAGUAAUAUGCUACUUUCAUCAAAAAGUUUACAGAGACAGACAAUCACCGUAUUUUCAUGUGGUUUAACGUGUUUCGUAUUCGGAUUAGGAUUCGGUUGGGUAGCACCUGCGUUAGAUCAUUUAUCAUCCACCUCCAGCACUUUUCCAAUCACUGAAGAUGAAUUAUCAUGGGUGGCAUCGAUGUAUUUUGCUCUAGAAGUAAUCUCGUCAAUCGCAGCUGGCUUUUUUUCCGGUUUCGUCGGCCGUAAACUAAUGAUCACCAUUGGUACAUUCUUGCAAGCUUCAUCAUGGGUGAUACUGAUCGUGGCAAAAUCUGCAACAAUGGUCGUGCUGAGCAGGGCAAUUCUAGGAAUAGCCGCCGGAUUAUUCGAUAUCACGUGGAGCAUUUACCUGGGAGAGAUAACCACUCCCAGCGAACGAGGCAUUUUCGGAUCCAUGAUGAUCGUGUUGGUAAUUGGAGGUGAAAUGAUCGAGUUCUUCUUGAGUUUAUUCGUUUCUUACGCCUAUCUUUCCAUAAUCCCUUUGAUACUUUCACUGGUAUCGUUGACGAUGUGUUUCGUCAUGGUCGAAACUCCGCAAUUCCUGUUCACUCGAGGUAAAAAAACACAAGCUUUGAAUAAUUUAGCUUGGCUGCGCGGCCAAGAUGACGUUAAUAAAGUACAAUUGGAAUUUGACGAAAUGAAGAAUUACAUCGAAGGAGUACAGCAAAAGAAACAUGGCCUAUGGGACGUCUUCAAAUCUCCAGGUGUCAGCAGAGUGUUUGUAAUGUGCGUUAUAAUCUUCGUUUUAGCGCAAUUCACUGGGUAUAUGGUAAUUAUAUCGUAUCAAGCUGUCGUCUUGGAUCAAUACGACGAUAUUCCCAAAGGUAGAUAUCUGACUUUGAUCUUUGGCGUCUCGACGUUCAUCUUUGUUCUGGUCAAUAUAUGUUUCAUUGAAACCCUCGGACGUCGGACUCUGCUACUAGUAGGGUUCGUCUCAUGUGCCGUAGUUCAAAUCUUGACCGCUUUUCUGAUGUACUGUCAGGAGCAUAAUACAUUAGAUACAACCUGGAUACCGAAAAUUAUCGUCGUUUUGUUCAAUUUAUACGGUAUCAUUUUCAUCAUGUGCAUUUUUCCGACUAUUUUUGUACUUAGAUCCGAACUAUUUCCUCAUGAGCUGAAAACUAUCGGCAGUGUAUCUGCAACGGUGAGCAAUGCUUUCGCCGAAUUCCUCGUUACUAAAUUUUUUGUAUUUGUUUGGUAUCGUUAUGGUCUUUACGCGAAUUUCACUUUUUAUGCGAUAGUCAGUAUUGUUUCCAUCGUGUAUGUAUAUUUUCUGGUACCGGAGACUAAAGGUAAAUCUUUGGUACAAAUUCAAAAUGAAUUGGCGAUGAAAAGUACCAAAAAUUCACGUAAUCUUUCAAGUGCUACUAAUAUAUUAAGUUCAUCUGAAUAGAUAAUAGGUAAGAUUUGCAAACUUAUGUACAUAUAAUAUGUACUCUGACUGUCCUAUACUCCUAAAAUAUAAAUAAAAACAAUUUUUUUUUAAAUUAAAGAAUACUAUAAUUAUAUG